AUGUCAAUACAUGAUGGUAUCUCAUGUGAUUUAUGUCGAAAAAUAAAUUUUCCCGGUUGUCGUUAUAAAUGUUUAAUAUGUAAUGAUUUUGAUUUAUGUGCAAUAUGUUAUGAUAAAAAACAAAAUCUAUCUGUUCAAACACAUUCUAUUCAUCAUUCAAUGCAAUUUAUAAUAACACCAAAUGAUUUUGAAUAUAUUUAUUUUGGAUAUAAACGUACACAAUAUAAUCAAAUAUCAUUAACAUGUUCUUAUUGUAAUCAAAAUGGUUUUGAUUUAAAUUUUUUAAUUAAACAUAUUAAUAAACAACAUAGAAUAUUAAAAUAUUCUGUUCUAUGUCCAAUUUGUUUUAUUCGACAAAAUAAUCUUUAUGAACAUCUUCAUCAACAUAUAGAAGAAAAUUUAAAUUUUAAAAUAAAAAUUUUUAAACAAAUAAAAAUUUUUAAUUCAAAUGAAAAAUUUCUUGAACAAUCCUUAUUAAAAAAAUUAAUUAAUAAAUAUACGAAUAAAAAUGAAAAUGAACAACGAAAUUUAUUUCUAUAUUCUUUACUUACUGAUUUAUUAAGUCAAAAAUCUUUUAAUAAUAAUAUAUAA
Messenger RNA from Rotaria sordida, 591 nucleotides. Lineage: Eukaryota; Metazoa; Rotifera; Eurotatoria; Philodinida; Philodinidae. The record is from the annotation of a GenBank genome assembly.